AUGUGCAAGGCGAGUGCUUCCACACCGCUUCCUGUUCGACUUCUGCGCAGCAGCGAUCGAGAGGCGCAGGAUGGCGAUGCUUUCGAGGGGUGGGAGUCCAUGCCCUGAGG
Messenger RNA from Strongylus vulgaris, 110 nucleotides. Lineage: Eukaryota; Metazoa; Nematoda; Chromadorea; Rhabditida; Strongylidae. The record is from the annotation of a GenBank genome assembly.